This is a messenger RNA of Lucilia cuprina (Australian sheep blowfly), 3226 nucleotides long. It is a transcript of the gene unc-45, whose product is annotated as protein unc-45 homolog B. Gene Ontology annotation, molecular function: Hsp90 protein binding. The transcript has 3 exons. The record is from RefSeq and is a predicted model, not a curated record. NCBI's taxonomy places the organism in Eukaryota, Metazoa, Arthropoda, Insecta, Diptera, Calliphoridae. Bases 254 to 3097 code for a protein of 947 amino acids.
AGUUUACUCAGAUUCAAGAAUUAUUUAAAAAUAGAAUUUUUGUGAGAGUUUUCACCGCUCAACGUAUUAAAAAAACAUUUUACUUUCAACGCACAUUGCAAGAACAACAAGAUAUUUUAGUGCAAGAAAAUUACCAAAAAAUUCAGUUUCAUUUCAUAAUACACAAAAGUUCUCUACUGAUCGUGGGGGAUCGAGAAAAUUCCUAGCAGGCAAACACACAAAAAAGUUUUAUUGAAUAUUUUUUAGUAAAUAAAUGAAAAUGACGACAACAAAUGCAACAGAUGAAUCGGGGGCGGAGGCCCUAACCUAUAAAGAUAAAGGUAAUGAAGCUUUUAAGCAGGGCAAAUGGCAAGAGGCCAUUGAAUUAUACACAAUGGCUAUCAAAAAAGGCGAUAAACACAAGGAGUUGCCCGUUUUCUAUAAAAAUCGUGCUGCUGCUUAUUUAAAAUUGGAAGAUUUUACUGCUGCCUUAAAGGAUUGCAAUGAAUCUUUAAAACUGACACCUAAAGAUCCCAAGGCUUUAUUCCGCCGCGCUCAGGCCUAUGAAGGUCUAAAGAAAUACGAAGAAUCCUAUAAAGAUGCUACCGAUUUGUUUAAGGAAGAUCCCAAUAAUCAGGCGGUGCAGCCCAUGUUAAAGCGUUUACAUUUAAUAAUACAAGAAAGAGCCGCAAAAAAUGCCCAAACAUCGACAAAAGUUAAACAAAUGAUGGAUUUAUGUUUUGAUAUAGCAACACCCUCGGAAAAGAGGCGUUCGGCUUCCAAUAAUCUAUUGGUUUUGGCUAAAGAUGAAGUAGGAGCUGACCUUUUGUUUAAAGCAGGUUGUAUUAGCAAAAUUGCUUCCAUAACUAAAAUUGAAAAGGAUGCUGACAUCUAUGUCAACCUGGUGAGAGUGGUAGCUGAACUUUGCAAUCAUUCAGUACCACGUACUAAGGCUGUGCUCACCGAAUUAGGAGUGCCAUGGUUUAUGCAUGUUUUGGAUCACAGACACGAAGAGCGUGUCUCUGCUGCCCAAUAUUGUUUGCAAACUAUUAUUAAUGCUCUGUCGGGCAUGGAAAUUAAACCGGAUAGUAAACCCAAUAAGGAUAUGUGCAAAGAAAAUUAUAAAGAAAUCGAUACUUUACUCUCCUGUUUGUUGUACAGUAUUACUGAUCGCACUAUCUCGGGUCCGGCACGUGACGCUGUUAUGGAAUUGUUGACAAGAAAUGUUCAUUAUACUGCUCUUGAAUGGGCUGAACGUUUGGUCGAACUUAGAGGUCUUUAUCGUUUGCUGGAUGUUUGUUCUGAACUAGAGGAAUAUAAAUAUGAAAGUGCUAUGGAGAUUACUCCCUCUUCACGUACGAUUGCAUCGGUUUGUUUGGCCCGUAUUUAUGAGAACAUGUACUAUGAUCAGGCUAAGGAACGUUUCCAGGAACAAAUCGAUGAGUAUAUAAAGGAUAAAUUGUUAUCACCCGAUUUAGAGUCGAAAGUUAGAGUGACUGUGGCCAUAACCUCGCUAUUGUUAGGUCCUUUAGAUGUGGGCAAUCAAAUUAUCGCUAGAGAGGGUAUUCUACAAAUGAUUUUAGCCAUGGCUACCACUGAUGAUGUGCUACAGCAAAAGGUUGCUUGUGAAUGUAUUUAUGCAGCCUCCUCGAAGAAAGAUAAAGCUAAAGCUUUAUGUGCCGGUGGCGUUGAUAUUCUCAAGAAACUCUAUCAUUCAAAGGAUGAUGGUAUACGUGUACGUGCUCUAGUGGGUCUUUGUAAAUUGGGCAGUUAUGGUGGUCAAGAUGCAGCGAUAAGACCAUUUGCUGAUGGUGCCACUUUAAAAUUAGCCGAAGCCUGUCGCCGUUUCUUAAUUAAGCCAGGUAAAGAUAAAGACAUACGCAAAUGGGCAGCCGAUGGUUUGGCCUAUCUAACAUUGGAUGCUGAGGUGAAAGAGAAAUUAAUUGAUGAUAAAGCAGCCAUACAUGCGCUCAUUGAUUUGGCGCGCACCGGUGAUCAAUCAUGUUUGUAUGGUGUAGUAACAACAUUUGUUAAUUUAUGCAAUGCCUAUGAGAAACAAGAAAUAGUACCCGAAAUGGUAGAAUUAGCCAAAUUUGCAAAGGUUCAUAUACCCGAAGAACAUGAAUUGGAUGAUCCAGAUUUUGUGCAGAAACGUAUAGUGGUGUUGGUUAAUGAGGGCAUUACAACUGCUUUGGUGGCUUUAUCGAAGACGGAAAGUGAUAAUUCUAAGGAAUUAAUAGCCAGAGUUUUAAAUGCCGUCUGCAGUUUGCAGGAGUUGAGAGGCAAGGUGGUGCAAGAUGGUGGUGUUAAGUGUCUUUUGAAAUUAGCUUUAGAGGGCACUGAUAAGGGUAAACGUCAUGCUUGCCAGGCAUUGGCACGUAUUGGUAUUACCAUUAAUCCCGAAGUGGCCUUUGCAGGACAAAGAAGUCUUGAUGUUAUAAGACCUUUACUAAAUUUAUUGGCUCAAGAAUGCACUGCUUUGGAAAACUUUGAAUCGCUUAUGGCCUUAACUAACCUGGCAGCCAUGAAUGAAAAUGUACGUCAGCGCAUUAUCAAAGAACAGGGUAUUUCCAAAAUCGAAUUCUAUCUAAUGGAAGAUCAUUUACUUUUAACACGUGCCUCUGCACAAUGUUUGUGCAAUAUGAUUAUGUCCGAGGAUGUAGUUAAAAUGUUUGAGGGUGAAAAUGAUCGUGUCAAAUUUUUGGCUCUACUCUGUGAAGAAGAAGAUGAGGAUACGGCUAAAGCCUGUGCUGGUGCCUUGGCUAUGUUAACAUCAGUUUCGAAAAAAUGUUGUGGCAAAAUCUUUGAUGUUCAAUCUUGGCUAGAAAUUUUACAUGUUUUAAUAGCCAAUCCCAGUCCCGAAGUACAACAUCGUGGUGUUGUUGUUAUAUUGAAUUUAAUUAACUCUUGUGAAGAAUAUGCCAAACGUUUGUUUGAAACGGAUAUUAUGGAAUUGUUAAGUGGUCUAUCGCAAUUACCCGAUGAUACACGUGCUAAAGCCAGAGAAGUGGCCUUGCAGUGUCUUAAAGCUGCCGAAAAUUAUAAACUUAUAGCCAAAUCGGAUGAUGCUGUAGCCACCACAGAAACUGCUACAAUUGAAGAGAUUAAAGAAGAAUGAUUUAUUCUUUUAACGUUUAUUUAUUCUUUUUAACGAAUUUUAUAAAUUUAUGAAAAGUUUUUUUUUAUGCAAUUCAUUUUUAAAAUAUUUAUUUUUACUAACAUUGUUUUCAUAAAAAAGUUUAUUUUU